AUGCCCUCCCCCUCCCCUCCGACAACCCUCCACUCCAUACCCCUUCCCCCACUCACCAAAUUCCUCCAAACCCUCUCAUCCCCCGAAUCCCUCGCCCGCCUGCUCUCCAUCCUCUCUCAACACCGUACCCCCGACUCAUGGGAUCGUUUCGACGAACGGCUUUUGGGGAGCGGCGAGAUCCUGGGCAAUUUUGAAGGAGACGUGGACGAGAAGACCAUGCAGGAUAUGUGUGGGCCACCAGAAUUGGUACAGGGGAAUGGAGGGGAGCAAGCGGGAAAUGAAGGUUUGGCAGAACCGCCAACGAGGGUCUUGCAAGAGGUCAAAGUGGACUUGCGGACCCUCGCGCCGAGCGCCAUAUUCGCUCUCGAAAGCUGGCGCCGAGAAUCUCUCGGUAUGGAGACUUUGGUGCUCGAAAGCCGGGAGUAUAAUCCUUCCGCCGAAAUUGGUGAAAGCUCCCAGGGCCAGCACGCUGGCGAGAGAGACGGGAGUGGAGAAGACGUUUAUGGGACAGCACUAGCAGUGCUGCAGGAACGCGAUUUUCGGGUGGAAGUCGGGGAACAGUCAAUGGGCGAACAGUUGAGCCCCGAUACGUCCGUGGCUAUGGACCUGGUCGACGACGACGAAGAGCAGGAUAUGGAUAUGGACAUUGACGACGAAGAGGAAACAGGACGGCCACUCGCGUGCCAAAUCUCACCCACGUCUCCAUCUCCUGCUGUUCAAGCUCCUCUCGUCGAACCACCCAUCCUCCCCACCCCGGUUAAUCGACCCAGCCAAAGUCAAAUACAGCCCCCGCCAGAGUCAUCUCAAAUGGUGGAACAGGCGCUGCCGGGUCUGGGGUUGGGGAUAGUCCCGUAUGCUUCCUCUGCAGCGAGUGCUCAUGGGGAUGAUGAGGAUGAAGGGUCGGACAGCGGGGAACCCCUUGAAGAGCGAGCAGUCGACACACUCACUCAGCUCGCGUCCCCCGCCUUCGGCGAUGAUUCCCCUCAGUCUCCUAUUCAGCCCCCACCCCAACCUCUCCCCGAGCCUGCCCUCUCCCCGGUUCCCUCCCUCGCAGCUCCUCUUUCCGCUCCUCCUGCAGAGCCUCCACGUCUGCCCGAAGAAGGCGUUUGGUUAACGGACGAAGAAGCCGAGGCAGAAAUGCUGGAUAUGGUCGAUUAUGAACCGGCUGGAGAUGUUGAUGUCACGGUGGACGUACGGAAGGAGUUGGUGCGUGAGACAGAGGUGGAGAUACAACCUUCCGUCGAGGAACCUUUGGGUGAAGCUCAGCCUUCUACAACCGACAACGUUCCUAGAGAGACUACCUCUCUACCGGAAGACCAACCUGCAUCUGUCGGGCCGCCAGAAGAAUCUGAAGUCGCUCCCGUCGACCUCGAAGUAUCAACCACACCCGAAGUCAUCCCUAAUGAUGCCGCAUUGUUGGUGUCAGCGGAAGUGGAAGAGUCAGCCAACGAACGGACGGACAUCGAAGCGCCUGCUGAGCCACCUGCCGAUACUGCGCAAGAGGCUGCAUCACCCGAGGUACAACAACCACAACUUGCCCUUUCUGCGCCUCAAGCGCGUCUUUCAAGUUAUCUGUCCCCUCCCGAGUCUAGCGGAAAAAUUGUCUGGUCGGGCGUCUUCCCGCCACAAUCAGCCGAGCCCGAGGCGGCUGUCGAAGCAUCCAAGAGGCGAGAGUCCACGGAAGGAACACCAGAUGUUGAGCCCUCUGUGACUAAAGCGCAUACUGGACCAACGUCGACUGCCGAGAAAGUCACUUCUGAGGUAACAACCGUCAAAGAGACUGUUGUUGAGACCAUUGUCCACCGAGAAGUCGUCGAAAAACCUCGGCGUAUAGAGGCAGCUUCAGAAGCUUCUUUACUUCCCCAACGACAGCAGACUCCCGAAGGUGACCCUGUUCUGGCUUCCCAGGCUAUCCCGACGAUCCCUGCUUCCUCUCAAGUAUAUGCCUCCCCUGUGCGUGGUGAAGGUCAGAUUCCUGCUCCUUCUCCUCCCAAGGAAGCCACAGAUGAAGAAGCGUCUGCUGGAGAAGAUGCGGGUGAUGAUAUCGACGUCGGACAGCAGUCUCAGCUGCCUGCGGACGUCGAGUCUCAAGAGCAGCCGUCCAUCGAGAUACAAGUCGGCCAUCCAGGUCUCGAGGCGUCAAGUGCAGCUGCUGCCCUUCAACCCGAUAACGACACUGUGAGAACCGAGGAAGACAUCACAAAUGGCAUCACGAAGGGAUCUACGGCGUUGCCUGAAAGUGAUCACGGUGUUGCUCUAGAAGCUGCCACUGAAGCUAUUGAAGGUCCGGCUCGGGAUAACGGCAGUCGCGCCGAUGGAGCCGAACUUGGUCAGAGCGCCCAAGCUUCAGAAACAGACUUGGCGGGCGAGCCCUCUCAACCUACAGCAUCGGCUUCGCAAAGCACUGUCCGCGGCGAGGCCAGCAAUCCCAUCACAUCCCCGUCCGCUCCUCGCAGGAGAAGCCGCAAAUCCGACAAUAUCCCCCCUUUCCUUCUCACCCGAUGUGCUCAAGCAACUACGGAUGAAGAAGAACAUGUCAUGAACGAUGUACCCUUGGAUGGGGAGAGUGCGCUGAAAGAAGCUGAGAGAGAUGUAAGAGGAGACUUGGACGAAGAGGAGAUGGAAGGAGCGCCGGAGAGACCGCGCGAGACAUCACAAAAUGACUCGGAUGUGUUGGCCCAGGAGAGUGGCUUACCUGCAGCUUCUAUUGUAUCUUCAACUGCCACUCGGCAGUCAUCUACCGCCUCGUCCGCGCCUCCAACGCCUUCCCCCAAGCAAAAAGAUCCGCCACCCAGACAUCUCGAUGCCCAAGUUGCUGCACCCUUAACUCCAACACCCCAGGCUUCACGCUCCGCCUCUCCAAACAACCUAUCGUCUCCUCCACUGCAGAGAAAAUCCUUGGUAGUCAACACCUACAAGACCUUUGGGAAGAGAAAGUCCAGCGAUUCGUUGUUAGGCAUGAAGGAUGGCAAGAGUGCCACUGCAGGAGCUUCCAGGCUCCAGUCCAAGCCGAACGCGAAGCCUCCAAUUGCAAAGAAAUCAGUGGAGAAGGAAAAAGAGGAAGCCCCGGCGGAGCCAGUGGUGAAGCGGAAAAGAGGACGACCAUCGACGGCCAAGUCAGCUCAAAGUAGGAGCGCUGUACCAACCGAAGAAACGUCUGCAGCGCUCUCCACGAGACCAGUCAAAAAGGCUCGGGGAUCGUCUUCGAAAGCCGUUCCAAGAAGACAAUUCAAGAAAUUUGAAAUUGUAGUUCCCAGUUUUUGCCGUGGCUCGGCCAAGAGAAGAAAAGAUGGGGAACAUGUAUCUCCACCACAUGAUGGGGCAGCCCCAGAGGUAGGCUCUAGUUUGGCUGGUUCUUCGCAUCUCGAGCAGGUCUCGCAGCCCGAGUCUCGGUCCCCACAGAGCGAUUCAAGACUCGCCCAACCUUCCUCCUCGCACCAGCCGUCACCUACUACCGCGGCACAAGCUCCCCGGCCUCAGAAGAAACGACCAAGGGUGUCUCGGGGUGAUGUCGUCGUAGAUAUCCCAACUGUCAAGCGGGCGAGAAGGAGUCUGAAGGGCAAGGAGCGAGCUGCGCCAGAGGUCGAAGAUUCAAGAGCAGAUCUAGUCGAUGACCCAACAACGCCGACUCGAAAACACCCUGCGCUUCAAGCUGCCCAACUUUCAGCCUCGAAGAGAUCAUUCUCUGUCAUUGAAGAGGCUAUGGAAAGGCUCAAUAACCCUUUGCGUGACCUAGAGUCUGUCUCGCUUCAGAAUGGUCAUUUCUCGCCCGUACCUGCGCGUGCGGCUGGAGGUUCCAAGCAAGGUGAACCUGUAUCAACUGAGCAUGGCCGGGACAAGGAGACUGUCGACUUUCCUGAUACCUUGUGGUCGGAAAAUGGUAGCACCGAUGGACACGAGAACAUUGCUCUCGCGAGCCCUCAAGAGCAGCCUCCACUUCCCUCAUCACCCAUACUCGCCAGCCAGUCAUCUAUUCCUGUUCCCGCACCGGUGCCGGCUCGUAAAGAGCUUAUUUCUGCACCGUUCAGAUCUAGAGCCAAUCCGGUUUCUAGACCCAGGCCGAGGCAGCAGAACCCACUUCAACCUUCAGCCUCGGCUUCACAUGCACCCGCGCCGGUCCCAGGGCCAGUACUAGUACCGGUGCCAGUGGUAGUACCGGUGCCCGAGCUCGUGGCCCUGCCCUCGCAGCCUAUACGAACCACCUCCGCAUCAACGCAGUCUGCACCUCGUGGUGGCCCUGAUUUGCGGGCGCCUGACGUCGACGUCAAAUCGGGAGAUGUGGAGGAUGGUUCAGCCGGACCAGCGGCAGAUACUGGAACUGUUACUAGCACAAAUCAAGCAGGAAAGAUCCCGAGGAGGAAGGGAGUUGUGUUUGAGGGUGUUGUUUUGCCUAUGCGGUCGCGCACGAGAAAGUCUCUCAAUAAAAAGAGAGGAGAGUCGUCGUUGAGGGUGGAAAAAGGAGCCGGGAGCAAGAAAGUGCCACGGAAGUCUGUUUGA
Molecule: messenger RNA, 4497 nt
Organism: Cryptococcus wingfieldii CBS 7118
Lineage: Eukaryota; Fungi; Basidiomycota; Tremellomycetes; Tremellales; Cryptococcaceae
Exons: 3
Coding region: 1-4497 (1498 amino acids)
Source: RefSeq, a predicted model, not a curated record